Molecule: messenger RNA, 1164 nt
Organism: Echinococcus granulosus
Lineage: Eukaryota; Metazoa; Platyhelminthes; Cestoda; Cyclophyllidea; Taeniidae
Product: Geranylgeranyl transferase type-1 subunit beta
Exons: 6
Coding region: 1-1164 (387 amino acids)
Biological process (GO): protein geranylgeranylation
Cellular component (GO): CAAX-protein geranylgeranyltransferase complex
Molecular function (GO): CAAX-protein geranylgeranyltransferase activity
Source: RefSeq, a predicted model, not a curated record
AUGGACGUCCACAGAUUAACCCUCCUUCAUUUUAGUGUCAGUGGCUUAGCUAUCCUAAAUGAGUCCCCUUUAUCUGAUGCCCAACAUUUUAUUAAUUUUAUUUAUGCUCAUCAAAUACCGCCCUCCAAAGAAUUUAAUACAGAGAGGUGUGGAUUUAGAGGCUCAAGCUUUAUCGGCGUAUCAUUAAAUUUCGACGCAAACAAUGCUUCACAUUACUCCCCUCUACCAUACGACUCAUGCCACAUAACAAUGAACUACUCUGCGCUAGUUUCUUUACUAGUUCUCGGCGAUGAUCUUGAGCGCGUAAACAGACAGGCGGUUAUUGAUGGGAUUAAAGCACUCCAAUCCGUCAAUGGGAAUUUAGUUAACGGAAGUCUUUUCUGUCCCGAAUUCGACGCUCGCUUCAUCUUCAGCGCCGUUGCUUCUGCAUACAUUCUGGAUAUGCUAGAGCAGCUCAAUUUGGAUGCAUUUGAAAAAUUCUUAGUUGAUUCGAUUACAUAUGAGGGAGCUUUCGGUAGUCUCCCAAAGAUGGAAGCUCACGCUGGCCUAACGUACUGCGCUUUAGCUAGUUUGAAGUUGAUGGAUCGGUUAGACAAAGUUCUACCCCGUGGAUCGUUUCAACGCGAUAAGCUCAUAAAGUGGCUGUUGUGUAGACAAAACGGCGGUUUUAAUGGGCGAUGUCAGAAGGAGGCCGACACAUGUUAUACCUUCUGGGUGGGAGCUUCACUUCGAAUGUUAGAUGCGCAUCAGUACGUGGACAAGACCUCACUCCUCAAGUUCAUUUGUUCCACCUACGAUCCUAUUGUUGGCGGUUUCACGAAGGCGCCUGAUGCAGACAAUGUCGAUCUGUUGCAUUCGUACAUGACUCUCGCUGGUCUUUCCUGCCUCUUCAAAAACCCAGCCUCUACAAACUCGACUGAACCCACUCCUGCCCAACUCGCAAAUUCGUUUAACAAACUGCAUUUAGGCGAAGCAGUCGCCAGUGAUUUGGUGACACAGCUUGAUCAGCUAGUUGUGGAUGACAUGCGACCCCUUGUACCCGAACUCAACCUCCCUGUGAACACCUUCCAACACCUAAUGGAAAUUCAUGCAAAUUGGCGCUCUCCACCCUCCCAACCCUCGACCUCCACAACUUCUAAAUGUCUUUUAUCCACAGUUGAGUAA